GCUGUACCUGGAACUUCAAAAGAGGAAGAAGGCGGAGGGGACAAACCUAAAGAAAUGGUUACUUUUAAAGUGGUAUAUAACAAACAGAAACAAGAUGUGACAUACGAUCUCGACUCAACUAUAUUAGACCUGAAAAAAAGUAUAGAAACAAAAAUAGGUAUGUUUUAUUACAGAGUUCAAUAUACUUGUACUUGCAAUUCACGCGUAGCUAGGCAAGGUGUGUCCAAUUCCAGUCAAUCAGAACAUGCUAUUUCGUAUAACUGUAUUGCAUUAUAUAACCAACAUUACAACCCAACCAAGGUCAUUUUUAGAUUCUUAUGAAACUAAAAGCUGAUCAGUUUCUAAGUUGAGCAAAAAUCUAUAAAUAGGAUCAUAAGUAAUAAGAAGCCAAGUGGUUAUGCAGG
Owenia fusiformis is the source of this 404-nucleotide messenger RNA. NCBI's taxonomy places the organism in Eukaryota, Metazoa, Annelida, Polychaeta, Sabellida, Oweniidae. The record is from the annotation of a GenBank genome assembly.